Molecule: messenger RNA, 1255 nt
Organism: Cotesia glomerata
Lineage: Eukaryota; Metazoa; Arthropoda; Insecta; Hymenoptera; Braconidae
Gene: Pgls
Product: 6-phosphogluconolactonase
Exons: 4
Coding region: 270-983 (237 amino acids)
Biological process (GO): pentose-phosphate shunt; carbohydrate metabolic process
Molecular function (GO): 6-phosphogluconolactonase activity
Source: RefSeq, a predicted model, not a curated record
GUCGGUAAAAAUAAAAUUCGUAAUUUAUGUGAUAUCGUGGUUUGUGUCCAGCAUCUGAUGUAAGAUACACAUCGCACUCAAAUGUUAUUAGUCAUUGUUCAUUAGUUAGACUGUUGGUUCGUAUAUAACUACGUGAUUUUCUUCAAAUGAUCUAACGUAUUAUAGCGACUGUAUGAAAUAACCUUAUGCAGGAUAAUUUAUCAUUUUGCUAUUUAUGAUACAUAUCAGCGGUUUUAGACAAACAAUUACACCUUUUUUAAUAUUUAAUUAUGGAAAAUGUAAUCAUAGAGCCUGAUGUUGCCGGUGUUAUAAAGAAAUUGUCAAGUAUUAUUGAAGAGCAUGCUAAUGACGCAAUAAAAACCGGCGAUGUCUUUAAAAUUGGUUUAUCAGGUGGAUCUUUAAUUAAAUUUCUAGCUGAAGGUUUGCCAUCAAUUACGACCGACUGGUCGAAAUGGAGAUUUUUUUUCUGCGAUGAACGCAUUGUACCUUUUGAUAAUGAGGAGUCUACUUAUGGUCAAUACAAGGCUAGUUUGAUGGAUAAAAUUCCAAUAACUGAAGACCAAUUUAUUACUAUCGAUACUGAGCAUUCAGCUGUUAAAGCAGCCAAUGAUUACAUCAUGAAGAUGUCCGUGUACUUUCCACCGGACAGUCCACCACGUUUCGACUUGCUGCUGCUUGGAAUCGGCCCGGAUGGACACACUUGCUCGCUCUUUCCCGGGCAUCGUCUGCUUGAGGAAACAAUUAGAUGGGUUUGUCCAAUCAAUGAUUCUCCAAAGCCACCACCUUCGAGAAUAACUCUUACUUUCCCAGUUAUUAAUAAUUCUAAGGCUUGUGUUUUUGCUGUCGCUGGAGCUAGCAAGGCUGAUAUAAUCAAGCGUGUACUGAAAGAGAAAGAAAAUUUGCCUGCUGGUCGGGUAAAUCUAACAAACGGCUCUCUUUACUGGAUCGUUGAUCAAGAAGCUGCCAAAGGCCUUAAUUCAUAGACUGGAGUGUUUUUAAUAUUUUUAUAUACAUAAACUACUAUUUAAAUUUAAAUACUAAUUAAAUAAUAAUAAAAUAACAUUCCUAAAUACAGUUUUCUUUCAAUGGAAUUUAUUUAUAAUUUCAGUUUAUUUUAAUUUAUCUGUUCACAAUAGUUUAAAUCCUGAAAUUUUAAACUUCAAACAUCACACAAGUUCAAUAAAUGAAUUUAUUAAUGAUAAAAGCUUACUAUGUACAUGAGCACGAUUAAAAAACUAAAUCAAGAUCUAAUUUA